UCCGCGCUCGCAGAGACACGACGAUCACUUCGAGAAACGUGACACUCGUGACAGUAGUUUUACAACAUUUGUGAAAUUCACGGUGGGGUCUAAAGGAAGUAACCGAUCGGUACAAAUCGUACAUCGAGCAUAUUAAUGGUGAAGAAAUACGUGUAUACGUAGGCGCGAGAAUAUCAAAAGGAGUUGAUAUUACUACGCCGCACGUUGUGGAAGGAAGCAGAAAUCGAGUACUAGCAGGAAGUGGGUAGAAGGGGGUACGUCGUUGAGCUAGUUGAUUCGGUGGUGGCUACAUGUGGCUGUCCGCCGGUCGCGACAACGAGACAUUUCCUAUUGAGGCAUAAAAAGUUACAUUUUCCAACGGAAAUCGAUAGUUGAAAGAAGCCGUAAUCAUGCAAAUGGAUCCAACGACGGUGCAACUUAUCCAGGUUCUAGAGAGAACAGUCUCAUCAGACAAAAAUGAAUUGGAAGCAGCUCAGAAUUUUCUAGAGCAAGCAGCAAGGACUAAUCUCCAUGAAUUCUUGCAAAGACUUAGCAGCGUGCUUGUUACUGCUGCUGCAAGCCCUGUUGCUCGUAUGGCAGCAGGUCUUCAGCUUAAAAAUCAACUUACAUCCAAAGAUCCAGACCUAAAAUAUCAAUAUCAACAACGUUGGCUUGCGAUUCCUGUAGAAACAAGAGAAUAUAUUAAGAAAAAUAUUUUUGGGGCACUUGGAACAGAGAACAAUAGGCCAGGUUCUGCACCACAGUGUGUUGCAUAUGUAGCAGUUGCUGAAUUACCUGUUCGUGAAUGGACCAAUGUUAUUCAGCUAUUAGUUAAUAAUGUUGUAAAUCCAAACAGUACAGAAAUGUUAAAGGAGGCAACUCUAGAAGCCAUUGGUUACAUUUGUCAAGAUAUAGAAAGCGACGUUUUGGUACCUCAGUCUAACGAAAUUCUCACAGCUAUUAUUCACGGUAUGAAAGGAUCUAGUACUUCGCAUUAUGUUCGUCUUGCAGCUACGAGUGCACUCUACAAUUCAUUAGAAUUUACCAAAGGAAAUUUUGAGAUAGAGACAGAACGAAACUUCAUUAUGGAAGUGGUAUGCGAGGCGACGCAAUCUUUAAACACACAAGUUAAAGUAGCAGCAUUACAGUGUCUUGUGAAGAUUAUGUCGUUAUAUUAUCAAUAUAUGGAACCUUAUAUGGCUCCAGCACUUUUUCCGAUUACUUUAGAAGCUAUGAAAUCAGAUAUUGAUGAAGUUGCACUGCAAGGAAUUGAGUUUUGGUCAAACGUAUCCGAUGAAGAAGUAGAUUUAGCCAUGGAAGAAGGUGAAGCCUCCGAUGGUGGUCGACCGCCGGUCAAAGUAUCGAGGCAUUAUGCAAAGGGUGCUUUGCAAUACUUGGUACCUGUUUUGAUGAAGAAACUCACUAAACAAGAAGAAUUCGAUGACGAAGACGAUUGGAAUCCUUCAAAAGCAGCUGGAGUAUGUUUAAUGUUACUAUCAUCUUGUUGCGAAGAUGCCAUUGUUCCCUUCGUUUUGCCAUUCAUCAAAGACAGUAUCAAAAGUCCAGAUUGGAGGUACAGAGAUGCUGCUUUGAUGGCUUUUGGUUCGAUUCUCGGAGGCGUCGAUCAUGCCACUUUGAAACCUUUGGUAGAGCAAGCAAUGCCAACGCUUAUCGAGCUUAUGUAUGAUAGCAGUGUCGCGGUAAGGGAUACAGCUGCAUGGACGUUUGGUCGAAUUUGUGAGAUCAUACCAGAAGCGGCUAUUAGUGAGACAUAUUUGAAACCAUUGCUAGAAGCUUUGAUAAAUGGUUUGAAGGCAGAACCUCGUGUUGCAGCAAACGUUUGUUGGGCAUUUACAGGCCUUGCAGAGGCUAGUUACGAGGCCGCUGAAAGUUUAGAAGGGCAAAAUCCAGAAACUUAUUGCAUGUCUCAAUACUUUGAUUUUAUUAUUCAGAGAUUAUUGGAAACAACAGAUCGUCCUGAUGGAGCUCAAGCUAACUUAAGGUCAGCUGCAUACGAAGCACUAAUGGAUAUGGUAAAAAACUCUCCGCGCGAUUGUUACAUAACCGUGCAGAAGACGACGAUGGUAAUUCUGGAAAGAUUGCAGCAGGUACUGCAAAUGGAGACACAUAUCCAGAGCCAUUCGGAUCGUGCUCAAUACAACGAUUUACAAUCGUUGUUGUGUGCAACUUUACAAUCCGUAUUGCGUAAAGUUACACCAGAAGAUGCUCCUCAUAUCUCUGAUGUAAUAAUGACAGCUUUACUAUCCAUGUUCAAUUCGAAUUCUUGCAAAGCCGAGGGUGUACAGGAAGAUGCUCUCAUGGCUGUAUCGACUCUGGUCGAAGUGCUAGGAGAACGUUUCUUGAAGUACAUGGAUGCGUUCAAACCCUAUCUUUGUCUCGGUUUAAAAAAUUACGCAGAAUAUCAAGUUUGUUGCGCUGCGGUAGGUUUGACUGGUGAUAUCUGCCGCGCCUUGAAGAGCAAGAUGUUGCCUUACUGCGACGAGAUUAUGACCCUGUUGCUAGAAAAUCUUAGCAAUGAUUCGGUCAAUCGUUCUGUGAAACCUCAAAUCUUUUCUGUUUUCGGUGAUGUUGCUCUUAGUAUUGGCCCAGAAUUCAAGAAAUAUUUGGAUGUAGUACUUCAAACGUUGGCUCAGGCUUCCCAGGCGAACGUGGAUAGAAGCGAUUACGAUAUGAUCGAUUAUUUAAAUGAAUUACGCGAAGGUGUUCUUGAGGCUUACACUGGUAUAGUGCAAGGACUACGUGGUGACGAAACAAAUCCUUGUUCAGACGCUGCGAUUGCUUUGGUGGAGCCGCACGUACCCUUUAUCAUACAGUUUAUUACAUCAAUAGCUCAAGACCGUGAACAUUCCGAAGGCAACAUUUCAGCCUCGGUGGGAUUGCUUGGUGAUUUGGUCACUGUUUUCGGAGUAAAACUUUUGCCAAUGGUCGAGACUGAACCGCUUACAGAGCUCUUAACUAAAGCUAGACGAUCACGCAUUGAUAAGACCAAAACUCUGGCCAACUGGGCAACUAAAGAGAUUCGAAAGCUCAAGAAUGUUGCUAAUUCCACAUCUAGUUGAUCACCCCACGGUUGUACUGUCGUGCAAUUUGAUUUGACUAGAGAGCUAUCGAACACAAUACAAAGACAACAAGAUUGGAUGGUGCGGAUGCGAGUUGAUGGAUGUGCGUGAGUUUCGAAGCGAUGACGAUGAUGGGGUGAUGAAUCUGCACGUGUCCCUGCUCUGGCGACGGUAUUCGAGUACCGACACGUUGAGCACAACCCCAAAUGGUCGAGAAAAUAAAUACCUGUCUGCCGGAUGUCUGCCGACAACGGAUGAUGAGGAGUGCAAGUGGAUGUUGCCGAUGAAUGAGCCAAGGCCGAAGUCUGCCGAAAUGUUCCGGUGAUGCAAGUAUGCCUGAUAACGAGCCUGGGGCUUCUACCCGCGUGAUUGAGAAGUUGAACCUGAGGAAAGGACGACUUCGAUGGACGAUGUUCGUGGCCAGUGAGAGAGAGAGAGAGAGUGUGUGAGAGAAUGAGAGAAUGAGAGAACGAGAGAGAGAGAGAGAACGUGUAUGAUUGUGAAAGAACAAAAGAAGUGAGAAGAACACGCAGGGAAACCAAACGAGAGAGAGAGAGAGACUGCAAAGCUGUGAAAGUAUGUAUUCUUAAUAAUUGAACGUAAGAAUGAUUUAUUAAUUUGUAUGCGUGUUAGAAUCGCAGAGAGUCUGUGUGUAAGUAUAAAAUAAAACUUCACUUAUUGAAUGAGCGAUUAUACACACAUCGUCUCGUCGAGAAAGUUCAAUUAUGCGUAACUCGUUGUAAAGCUUCUAGCUUUUUUGUCCUCCUGUAGCUUUGUCAACGAAGCCCGCGAUCUGUUUCCGAUUCCUUGCUGAACGAUCACACCAUCACUCGUUUGAAGCAAUCGAAGCAUCAUCGAAUGACUGUUUUUGGGAUAACUUGAAGUUAAUUAAAGCGAAAUAAAUGAUCGUCAGAGUGCUGGUUGCUACUUUGAUGGAGCGAAGUGAUGCGUGAGUGGUAGUUGAAAAAACUUAACAAGAAAGAGAGGGCGAGAGAAAGUGGUAUGAAGAAAAAGAAUGAAUGCGUAUGAAGAGUGUCACGAAUGAUUCUCUGAAGAAAAAAAAAAAAAAAAAGGUUCGAAAGAUUCGAAAUACUAGUGAGACCUCUGGUCCGAUCGUGCUGCGCGAGAAUCUAUAUGAUUAGUUGUAGUAUGAUGAAGAUGAUGAUAUGAUGAUGAUGAUGAUGAUAAUGAUAAUGGUGAUAAUGAUGAUGAUGAUGAUAAUGAUGAUGAUGAUGAUAAUGAUGAUGAUGAUGAUAAUGAUGAUGAUGAUGAUGCGUAUGUUACUUUUUCCCCCGUAUGUGAAUGUCUGUUGCUGUUGAUUCAUUAAAAUUAAUAUUUUGCUGGCAUAA
Molecule: messenger RNA, 4408 nt
Organism: Apis mellifera (honey bee)
Lineage: Eukaryota; Metazoa; Arthropoda; Insecta; Hymenoptera; Apidae
Gene: Fs(2)Ket
Product: importin subunit beta-1
Exons: 6
Coding region: 390-3059 (889 amino acids)
Biological process (GO): protein import into nucleus
Cellular component (GO): cytoplasm; nucleus
Molecular function (GO): nuclear import signal receptor activity; small GTPase binding
Source: RefSeq, a predicted model, not a curated record